GUUUGCAGCGCAAUGGCAUCGGAUUUAGGUACCUGUUUGCGGCAGCUAAAAACUUGCCUCGAUACACAACAGAUUCCACAAGCCCGUAGCGUCAUUGAUCGUAUCACCCAGCUAAUCAUCGAUAAAGCCGACGAAAGCGCUACGGAAACCGACUUCAAACUAGAAUGCUUAUUUACCUCCCCGAACGGACUGGUACCAUUUUUGGAAAAGUCCUUCGCCAACGCAAAACACUUUGCGAAGGUAAUCGAAGAUGCGUUCGAGCUAUUACGCAAAACGAUCGAGAAACAUUCUCCACUGUUAGGCAAACGGAUGCCGAUCGUUGUGCCAAUUGCGAUCCGUUGCAUAAAAUCAUCUUCUGUUUCGGCUCGGCCACGCGAACUGGCAACACUAGUGCUACAGGACAGUAUUGCUUACGGAUGUCUGCAUAACGAUAGCUACGAAAAACUAAACCAACUACCGGGUGAGAUUUUGUUGGUGUUUCAGCAAGGGAAGCUACCAAAUCGAUUACAGCAGAAUCUAUACGAACUGAUGGGUCAGCUAGCAAAACACUUCCCGGACAGUGUGAUUGCACCUGAACGCAUGCGAGACAUUCUUGUAAACGCGGUAGAAAAACAACUGCUGGAAGAAAACUAUCCCUCCCUGGUGUCACUGGCGGGUGCUAUUCGUGGGCUGGAUAUGUUUCUGUUCCAUUUUGCACCCUCCGAGUGUGAUCGUGAGUUACGCCAACGAUUGUACCUGAUGAUAAAGAAACUUUCGAUCUGGGAUGAAAGUCGCUCAGAGCGAGUCGUUUUCCGGAACGCCCUACAGCUGGUGGCAAAUCAUGCAGCCCUAUUUUCCGUACAAAUGUAUCUGGAUCAUGUGCACUGGCAGACGAUGUUGGCUGGUAAGUGGAUUAAAUCAACCAGCCAGGAUGAUAGACAGAUUGGCCUGAAUGCACUUUACGCUUUUCAUGCGGAAAUAGCACGCGUCCUAUCGAACCCAGAAAUAAUAGUAGCAAGCGAACGUGAAUGUCCAUCGACAGUGGAUGUCCUUAACCAAUAUGUGGGCUACUAUCGGAAGCUACUUAACUCACCGAGCGCAGAUCAGUGGGAAAUACGGAUUGCUAUCCGCGGGUUCGGUAUUAUGGCUGGCCCUUGUCAACAAAUCACCGGCUCCAGUGUGUCCCUAAACGAACUGCUCACGAUCGUACUGCAGCGUAUCGAAGGAAUAUGUGAGCGGACUGCUUCAAGUUCAGGUGAUGCGCUGGCCUUUUUACCCGACUUCAUACAGGCACUGUCGGAAAUUCUUACCCACGCAAAACAGCUAACCACGAUACAGCUCGUCUCGGUACAAACGAUGACUGUUGCUUUGGUGCGCGAUUUUUACCAUCUGCCUACGGUGCAUCACGAGCUUAUCGUACGAUCGCUUGUCUGCAUGCUGGAAAACGUUGGAAAGCUGGGAGGAAGCAGUCGCGAUCAGCUGCUCGACAGUAUUCUGCUGCAAGGAAUUGUUUGGAGUUGUAGUCAUGCAUUGCCCUUUGGUUCAUCACCGCCCGUACCCAGUUCGACAGCUGCAGCUGAUGAUCCAGCUCAAAAAACGGACUGGAAACGGGAUCUGGUGACGUAUAAGAAUUAUCUUCCCCUUUGGCAAGGUCUUUUGAACAAAGCCCAAACCGUACCAGAUUCGUCCUUGUUACGAGCAAUCUAUCGUGCUCUCAUGAACACACUGUUUGUGAUAGUGGAGAAGCUUGAUCUGUCUACCCGUAAAAGAACCUUCCAGGAUGAUGAUGGACAAGAACGGGAACUGUUUUUCUGCGACCCUAACAUCGAUCUUAUACCGAUCAAACCAAAGGACUAUCAUAUCUUUCUCAACCUGGUAGAACUAAACAGGGAUGUCUUGCACAGCCCUCAAACACCAACGGCUUUGCGAGAACUGUUCAUCGAUUGGAUUCGUCCGUACUUCGAACGAUUUGUCAAACAAUCGCUCGAAUGUCCACUGGUGAGUGGAUUUGUCAAGCUGAUCGAAAUGGGACUCGGAACGGCCGAAACGAUUGGUUACUUUCAUCAGCGAGAAGGAUCUUCGGACGAUCCGGAUGUCCGUUCGAUCCAGAUGCUGCUGGUGUACUAUGUGGAGCAAACGGUACAACGAGCUAUUCACGCAACGGGAGAGCUUCAGCUAGCGUGUCUUCGCUUCGUACUUAAAGCUCCAGUUCGCUUGUUGUUCGAUUUUGUGCAAGAUGAAGAUCGAAAGCAACCACUAAUGGUGGAAGUAUUCCGGACGGCUUUUCACAUCGGGCGAGGAUUGCUAUCGAUCGCACGGGAAGCGCUUUACUCGCUGCAGCGCAUUAUACAAUUUCGUUAUCCACCUUUGAGAGGAAUGCUACGAGAACGUUUGCUCCGACAAGUGCUACCAAUGCUGGAGCCAUUCUUACGCACACGUGACUCAACUCAGCCACCUGCCCAAAGUUUGCGUUUGGCCAAGUUCAAGCGCCACAGGACGGCUAAUGUAGCGGCUGGAAGAAUCGAACGCAUUAAGCAACAGCAUCGAAUCGAACGGACGGCAGACAUGAGCGAGCUUGUUACGCUCCAGAUGCGAAUUUUAAAAUUUCUAUCCAAUCUGCAACCGAACGAAUGCUGUUGGUUGGUGGUGGACGAGCUGGAACAAACGACUGGAACUCCUCCAGCACUAGGAGAAUUCGAUCGGAGUUCACUGACGCGAUGGGAUGCGGAUAGUGGACGAUCGCUCGAGUUGCGGCUCCUCUGUGAGAAUGGAACGCGUCCAUGCAUCAAGCUGGACGGAGUUGUCGGUCGAGUGUGUCAGCUGGCGGUGGAGUGUAGUGAUCGUGCGACGAAGUUGGCCGCUUGCGAACUUCUUCACACGACCGUGCUCUAUCUGCUGGGCAUCGGUUAUCAGGAUCAACUGGCAGGAUUAUGGUCCCAAAUAUGCCACCAUUUGCUGCACCUAAGCUGCGAUACAGAUCUGGCAGUGUGUCAGAUGUUUGAACCGUUGCUGUUUCAAAUCAUCCACUUUGUCACGCAACCCUCCAAACUUACCCAGCAAGGUACCCGUGCACUGCUCGACUGUUUGAUGGAUGCAACCUCCAACGUGCGACACAGUGCUGUGCGCGAUCUUUCCAUCCGAUGUUUGCGAGAGUUUCUCCAGUGGACCAAUCGGCAGUGUGGUGGCACUCAGUCGGCUAAAGAUCGUCGCAAGAUCAAGAAUACACUGCUGGAGCAGCUUAAAACGCAUGCAUUAGAAUCGAACGCUUCACAUCGCUACGGAUCUGCGCUGGCAUUUAACAAUCUGUUCCGACUGCUACUGCAGGAAGAUUACCAAAUAGUGCGCUACACUUUCGAGCUGAUGCAUUCGUACUCGCUUGGACUGAUGGUAACAGAGGAGCAGAAUGGAUGUGCUUCCGAAGGUGCACAUGAUGCUAUCGCGGAACAAUUUCUACUCGCACUGGAACAUCUGGGAAGCAAAGUGCUCGAGGUACGGAAUGCUUUAUUUAAUUGCUCUGGAAACCGUCCCGAACAAUGCCAACUCGUACCGGCCGCAAUUGGUGGCGGUGAGAUGAAACAUAUUGUUAGCUGGUUGUUCCGCCAGUGUGCCACCCGUCAGCCACUCCAUCGACGGAAGUGUAUGCAGCUAUUUGUUCGGCUUUCCAAAACGGUACGAGAUGUAGCGAGCGGAGAACAGUUCCUUAAGGAACAUUACACAUACGACCAGAUUAAAGGAAUUUGCCUUCAGGCUGAUUCGCCGCAAGGUAUCGGUCAGUCUCCUACAUUGAUGUGCCUGUGGGACGAACAUACGAAUCCGUCCGUGAUAAACAUCUACCUCUGGUUAGAAUAUUUACUAGCGACACUUGAUAUGUACUGCUGGUUGCAGAGAGAAAAGCUCGUGGCGGAAGAAUUAGCACAUAUGCUCCUGAGUCGCAUUUUGCCCGCUGUUCAGUGUUUCCUACGGUCCGUGAUUGAUUUUUCGGUGUACGAAAUAAUGUCCAACAUAAACCGGAAUCAAGCGCGCGAGAUUCAAAUGACCAGUUACGACCGGCGAAUGAAUGCAGAUAAGAUUGUGUGGUUUGAUGCACUAAAGUCGGCAGUCGUUGUGCAAAUAGUUGAUCUAUUUGUGUUACUACUUUCACGUACCAGUAGCAGCGAGGAUCAGACUUCAGACGAAAGCUUAGAACUAUGGCAGCAGCAACCUACAAUUGAUUUCCUUUUGGCACUUUUGUUUAAACCACAUCAGCUAGGGAUGGAUCGUAAUGUUUCGAUGUUGCAAGAGGAACGAAAAAAUGUUGCGCAACUUGUAGCUCAACUGGAAGAACUGAUACGGAAGCUGAUGGAACGAUACGACCAUCCUAUCGGAAAGCUCUUUUCUGUUGCUCUGUCGGAAAAGUUGGUAUCUGUGAUGGAAGAUUUGGGUGACCGAAUGAAAACACUUUUAACACUAAGAACGAUUCAUUUAGCGGACCAGAAGAGCGCAAAAGGCUUACUCUUUAUCGCGAAACAACAUCGAACCCGAUUCGGAUAUGCUCAAUUGACGAAUAAUGGCAAGGAUCGCAUUCAACAAGCCGGCCGAAGACUGCUCGCGAAUUGCUACGAAGCCAUCGGACAGGAGGGAGUGUGUUUAGUGCUUAGCCCAUCUGCAGCACGCUUCGGUACGAUCGUUUUAGAAGCUGUCUUUUUGCUGUCAGGCGCUAUGGAGAAUGACAACCCAAAAAAAGGAUUAGUGGAUACUUUAAUUUCGUACAGUUUGAGCAAGGAGAUUCUACAUCCCAACAUCCGUCACGGAGAGCACUUCCUCAUUUGCUUCGGGUCAGCAGUAUAUGAACUGUUCAUCAUGAUACCGGCCAAAUGCUUAGAUACGCUGUUGCAAGAACUCACCGUGGAUAACUUCCCAUUCAUCAUUCGAAUCCUUUGUGACCUGAUGGAUUAUAGCUAUCGAAGCCAAGCUGCAAACAAAGAUAGGUUGGAAAGUCUUUUACAAACCUUGCUGACGAAAGGAUGGCCACAACUGUUUGCAUGUUCACGCCUGCAGCCAAACCUUUUCGGAGCGUGUGAUGUUCAGAUGAUCGAGCUGAUGGCCAGCAAGGCGAUGAUCUGUCCCUUUCCUUUGCAUGAAAUUCGGCAAAAAGUAGGUCCAGACUACGAGCGAUGGUUGGCUGAGUUAAUAGGCAGCUCGCGGUCGGAAGUUUCGAUAGAAUUGAAAACGAAAGCCAUCGUACUGUUACCUACCGUGCUUGGCCCCCGUGGAUCAGCUGCGUCAGAAUCGUACUGGGAAAGUUUCGAACAGGCUCUCGAAACGUUGCAAACACUCCAUUUUCCGCUUCGUUCGACCGAAUUUUUACCCAACAGUCCAAAACGGAUUGGUUUCCUGAACUGUUUAGAGCGUUUGCUUGAGGCGAUGGUCCUUUCUCGUUCGCCACUACUGCUGAAAGUGAUCAUACAAAUGACGGCUCCGGACGGUGAGGGACACAUUGCCGAAGCGAAGAUACGGAACGCUGUCGAGCGUUUUUUUGCCGACCAAUCGUACGAGCUGCAGUGUGAUCGACUGCAGGAACUUUGGGAUCUUUUUGCAAACCAUGCAUAUGCGCCAACCGUUCGAGAAACGAUACUAAGACGAUAUCUGUGUACCGCCCUUUGGCACUGCCGGUACGAUACGAUCGUGGAGUUUUACAAACGAAUCAUCCGCUCGAUCUCUAGGUUCAGCUCGGAGGACAUCAAUGGACGCGCUGGAUGGGAUUUGGAGCAUGCGCUCGUUGACCUAGCGGGCAGCUUCCGAUUGAUUGAACAUUAUGCUGCCCUGCUUCCGAAAAGUAUCCUGACAGGCGAGAACUGUCCCGUGGCAAAGGAGCUUUAUAGCUCUCCGAAGGAUGAGAGUGUUCCAGUACGGGGCCAGCGUUUGAUAGGAGACUUUAGCAAACGAGCUCACAGCGUGCGAAAGACUGUGCUCCUUUCGAAUGACCGUAGCGCUGUGGAACUGUUCCGGAAAUAUCAAUGUGCCGCCUACCGAGCACUGGUCGCGCUGAUCUCGAACACAAACGAAGAUGCUCGCAUGUACUCGGUGUUGCUGUUUCGCGAGACUCGUGAAAAAGGUGAUUAUAUAUGGCGCCACUUGAUCGACUGUAGCAAUGAUGAGCUGUAUCUGGAGGGAAGUCAAGAGCAGGAAGAAACGACUCGAACGGUUGCAAAGCGUGUCGCAAUAAGGCAAGAAGGUGUUGAUCCAGCUUUCCGAAUUCCAAUCUCCAAGGAUCCCGGCUUAUCGGUCGUGCGAGAGUCCUCGCUCAGCCAACAGGUGUUUCGGUUUGAUAUGAACCACUGCGUUGUCCUAUCUGCCCGGGAAGUGGCGGAAAAGGAUGCAGCCGAGUUGGCCAAACGACAAAAGGGAACACUUACGAGUGUGUCACUCGAGCGAACGGCGAUUAACGAGCACGAGGUAAUGGCAACGGUUUGUGGAUGCAUGCGACAUAUGGCCACGAGCAAGGUGCCGCUAACUGCGGUAGUACAAUUUCUCGCGAGUUCGCUAAACGAUCAGGGACAACCGAAAAACGUUCGGCUAUUUCUCGCCAAGGUGAUCGAUAACUGUCGUAAAGAGCUGCAGCCACAUGCAUCCCUGUUGCUUUGUCCGCUGAUGCAGCUAAUAGUCGAUGGAAGUACCAUUCGUGGACUGAAUCCACUCGUGACAGACUUGAUAGCGCUAAUAUUGGAGUGGAAUCGUUCCAGUGUGUCCAACGAACCAAAAAGACAAGCUGCUGUCGGUGAAACUGGUUCCCUGGCGAGUGUACUUUUACGGUUCCUGAUGAAUCACGCCUGUCAACAGCAGGGUGCUCGAAAUACAACCGCAAAAGUGUUACGUCUAAAUCUAGAUCUAAUCCAGGAGCUAAUAUCGCAAUGGCACGAUGUUCUGAUCGUCCCAGGUGAACUUCUCUAUGAAAUGGUAUCAGGCAACAGACAACGAUUACAAACAGACGAACGAACAAAGCUGCAACUCAUUGCGGGUCUACAAUUGGGAACGAUAGUUCUCACCAAGGGUCGCGGCAGACUAGUGCCCUGGGUGGAGAGCAUAAAGCAAGAAUAUCUGCGAUCGGUACUACGUUGUCUGGAUCUGCCUGACAGCACAAGCUUCAAAUCUGCCGCCCUACUCUUGGGCCACAGUUUGGCGCAUCUCUAUCCCGAAGGUCUGCCGGAAGAUGAGGACGAAAGUGUAGACGAACUGUUCCACAUCGAAUGCGUCACCAAACUUUCUGCCAUCCAGCGAGAAUAUGAUCGAAAGUUUGUAGAUAUUCUGUACGAAAUAGCUAAAGCCUUCCCAUCGAUUGCCGAUCCGUUUCUUUCCGUCAUAAGCCAUCGCUUUCCAGCUUCUGCUGUUCCAGAAAAGCGCAUGUAUCUGGAGUUGCUGCUUGGUGGACGGUUGGAGAAGUUUAAUGAUGAUCUAUACCGAGAAUUGGCGUCGAUGGAGUUGAUGCUGCUUUUGCGCGAUAACGAGUUACAACUUCCGACAUUACAUUUGCUGAAUCGAGCAAUUCCGUUGGUGCACGAAACACAACAUUUGGAGCAGAUAGUUGAACCGGUCGGUUGUGUUACAACAGAACCAGCGACGCGUUCCGAGUGUCGAGCGGUAGCGUAUGAAAUUUUAAUUUACAUACAUGAACAUAAUUUCGCACAGCUUUCUGAGGAUUGUCAACAAUCUGUUUGGAGAUACGUGAUACGAGGGUUGUGUGGAGUUCAAGAAAGCGAUGCCACAGAGACCUCAACCAGGGUGAGAAUUCUAGAAUACCUCACCGAUAGUGGAAAACUGCCAACUGAUCUAAGGGAACGAUUCCUGUUUUUGCUUACGGAACUCUACGAUCCAACCGUAGAAACGGAGUUUCUUGGUAGUGCAGUGGCGCUACUCCUCGAUCCGGCUAUUCGUUGCAGGGAAUCUAAAGAUCGCUUGUUUCUGCACGAAUAUCUCAAUGCGGAUGUUAAGUUCAACGAGUACACUAUCGAAACAGCUACCCGACAACGUCAUACGAUGACGCUACUUACGCCAAUGUUUGCGGACAGUUCUCUGCAACGUCAGCUGCAAUCGUUCAUCACAGGCCGGGGUUCACAGAUGGAGCAACUAAUACGAGCUACACAACUUUCCGUCAUGGAUCGUACAACGCAACAGGAUGAAAAUGGCCAUUUUGAACCAACACAGGACCCGACCAAAUUUACCAAAGGACGUGAAACAUUCGCAAUGCCCACACAACAUACGCUUUUGUUUGAGUCUAGCUCGUUACAGCUCGAUCGUCGAUCACAGCGUACGGGUACCGAAACGACGCAACAGGAGACCUCAUUUGACCGGCUGCGGAAACGCAUUCUCCGAGACAGUGAAGCGAAUCGGCAGAAGCAAACAACCUGGGCCGUUAGUCGCCAUUAUUCCAACCAGCGGCAACGUUCGGAACAACGGCGCGAGAAUGCCUCGCAGGUGACACUUUACCGGCGCUAUCGACUUUCCGAUUAUCCUGAUCUACAGAUCAAUCUACUUGCGUUUCUGUUGCCGCUGCAGGCUCUCUGUCGGCGAGAUACAGCAUGCGCUCGACAAACGUUCGUGGCCAUUUUUAACGGUCUGGUAGAUUGUUUGAUGCAUGGAGAUGAUGCCAGUCGCACGGUGCGUAUGGUUGGAGACGAAUGGGAUCGUUUCGUAGGUCGGCUGGAUGAAUCUUUGCAUCGCAUCCUGGAGACGAACAGAACGAGUGAUCCGAAUCUUUUUGGAGGCUUAAUUGAGUUGACACUCGGCAAGGCGUCGGGCAAGUUCACACUAUCACCACGCACCAUAGCGUCCGUGGCGGGUGCGUCCAAUAUGUUGACGAUGGGUGCCCUUUAUCUGGAAGCGAAGCUAACCGAUGCUGCGGACUUUGAUGAUGAACCGGUACGAACCGGUGGGAGCAUCACAUCCGAGGCGGAACAUUGGCUACAACUAUCGUCUCUAUACCAUGCGAUGCACGAACACAGUGUUAUGGUGGGCAUAUUCGCCGAAAAGCUCGACAGUGAUCCUCAGCUACGGAAAGCGAUUGAACUGGAAGCCCUGGGACGAUAUGACCGAGCGCACCGAGCAUAUUGUGAGUUGGUAUUGCGCAUAAGCCAAGCUCGCGUUGAAGAACGAAACUUUUGCUAUAAAUCUGCGUUCAAUUGCAUGCUCCAACUCGGUCAGUGGGACAUGCUGUUGGAUGAGAUAGGUAAUCAGCUAACGAAUCACGAAGAUCUGUGGACUGACGACUGGAAUCUGGAAAAUUUGCUGCCUAAUUACGUGCACGGGAAUGUGCUGCUGGUUUUGGCCGGCAAUGAGACAGCGCGUGAAUUUUACAACAUGCUGCAACAGUGGCUCCACAUACCCGAUAGGGCGAAACACAUACGGCAGCAGUUUGGCGAGGAACUAACGGCACUAUACAUUUCCGGCCAAGAAAUGGUUCGUGCUCGGAUGUUUGGCGAACAGACACAGCGACAAUUUCUCGACGAGUGGCACUGUGCCGGUGUGCUGUCCGGCCUAGUACGUACCGAGUGUUUGCUCAGUGUACGCAAAGUCAUUGAGCUGGUUGCGUACAGCGAGUUGUUGGAGUUGGAGGCCGAUAAGUUGGAGCAGGCUACUGCUGGUUUAAUUACUUCGUGGCAAAAUGCACAACCGGCACUAACAGACUCGCUUAUCACCUGGGACACUACCUUAGCUUACCGUAGAUUCCUUUUGGAAAAGCUCGAAACGAAAUGCGACGCAGCGAAGGAACGCGUCAGCAUCCUGAACAAUGUUUCCAAACUGUCCAAGCAGUUGUACCAACUGGAACUUGAGCUGUUAGAGGUAGCGUUCGAACAGAAUAAUAUCAAGUACGCCGGGAAGAUUAUUACAAGCUUACGGAACUCCGAAUCGUGCACAGGUCUUCGAGAACCGGCAGUAGAGCACGUGUUACGCAGAAAAAUCGCUCGAAUACGCUUCGAACGUAUGAGGUAUGUUGAAGCAUCGUCCGAUCAGAUCCAAACUCUCCUGCGAGGCUUUCGACAGCUGGUGAAGAUUAACGAUCAGACUGAGGUAGGCGAAAAUGAAUCCGGUAUGGCUCAGGUGAAGCGCAGGACAUGGUCGGAAAUGUUCCAGCUAGCAGAAACUGUUCGUACGAAGAUCAAAAGUUCGAACGAAAAUUUUUCAACAGAGGAUGUAACGCACAUACGAAACAUGAUUCGAGUUGUUAUGAAACUUCCAGAAGAAGAAGGGGAUAUUGAGCGCAUGGCUUUAAGUGAAAGACUCAGACAAUUGUCGAUGCAUUGCUUACAGCACAGUAUUAUUGUGUUGCGACCUGAUUCAUCCCGAAGUUCCAAGGAAAGGGAUAGCAGUGAUGCAGUAUUAGUGGAGCUUGCUGAUGCUCACCUUCGUCUAGCUCGGUACUGUUACCAGGAACUAAACUCGGAACUAAGCGAAGAAGAGGAACUUCCAGUUGAACGGACUCUAGUAACCUCACUCUUGCCAGCGAUACAAUACGGUUCCCCUGAGGCUAGACACCUAUUUCCAGUGCUGUUACCGUUACGAAAUCUUCAAAACAAUACACUGCAAAGGGAAUUCUACGAGCACUCGAGUUUGGUACCGUCGUGGAAUUUUCUCCAGUGGAUUCCUCAGUUAUUGUCGUACAUGAAGAUCACAUAUGAUGCAGCAGGAUCGCACCAAAUAUCGAACGAUAGGCAUUUUCUGGACGAGCUUUUGAUGCGACUCGUCAAAGAAUACCCGAUGGCUCUCUAUCACCCAGCGCGAGUAAUUCUAGCCGACAUUGAAGGUCCCGUUCGUCCUAUUGUGGUGCAGUUCCGUGCUGCCUUAAGUUUUCCCGUGCUUGAUCGUUUCGUAGACGAACUCUGUCGUGUGGUGAUGCCGGAAACACGACUGCAAAGCAUGCUGUCGGAGCUGAAAAGCCAACUAAAAAGCUUCACCGAUUCAACCGCCUUCCAAGCGUACAUUAAUCGCGCGAUACCGUAUGUGUUCCCGACCGAAUCCAAUGACCUGUGGCGCUUUGGACAGGCUUACCGUGCGGCUUUACCGCUUGUGGAUAAAUUUCGUGCAUUGAAGUUACUCCAUCCAGUAGACGAUCGUACAGUGAUCUUGCAGAAGCUAGAGGAACUGGGUGAUGAACUCCAAUCGAUGCGGCCGCGAACAAAAACAAAGUCCAUGCCGCUUGAAGACCUUUCUCCCUGGCUAGCGGAAUUCCACUGCAGCAGUAUGCGUGGCCAGCGUAACGAAUCUUCCGUCGAGGUACCGGGACAGUAUGGAGUGGAUCGUGAAACACCUAACCCAUCCCAUCAUGCGACGAUCGUGAAGGUUAUGCCAGAUGUGCUGGUGUUUGUAACGCUUCGACUACCGAUACAAAUAACGUUCCGAGGCAGCGAUGGCAGGCAGUAUCGCUUCCUGGCCAAGUUUGGUGAAGAUCUCCGGCAGGAUCAACGCAUCCAGCAGCUACAGAGGGAGAUAACGCAACGACUGCGGUGGGAUCGGCAUUGUCGAGAGCAUCAGCUGGCGUUACGCACAUACGAAGUAGUUCCGAUACGGCCCAAUUUCGGGUUGUUCGGAUGGCUCGAGGGAACGAUUGCGCUGAGCGAAAUCGCUAAACAGGCUGCUCCACGCUACAACCCUGGUGACCGGGGACAGGCACACGUGCUCAAUGAAUAUGGACGUUUUCUGCUGAGCGUCUCGAAGCAGGACACUACCGGGAAUGAAUCGGUCAACAUUGGCGCAUGCAAUUCACCAGAUCUGUACGGAAUGGCGGCAGCAUUCGGUAUGCCCGAACAGCUACGAUCGAAGUACGUCGAGCUGUCGCAAACGAUUCGUUCCAGCACCCUGAAACGCGCACUGUACGAUAUGGCUGCCUCGCCCGAAUCUUUCUACCGGUUGCGCAUGAAUUUUGCCAAGAGUUUGGCCACCAUGAACAUCACCUGUUGGGCACUCGGGAUAGGCGAUCGACACUUGAGCAAUAUUGUGCUGGAACGUGCGACCGGCAUGCUGGUAGGUGUAGAUUUCGGUAUAGCCUUCAGUGCUGGGACACGGGACCUUCCCAUACCGGAGCUGGUACCGUUCCGGCUUACGCCGCAGUUCGUGGCAGUGAUGGAACCGAUGCGUUUGGUGGGUAUUUUGCAAAAAUGUCACCUUCACACACUACAGUGUUUGCGUGAUUCGCGUAUGCUGUUGCGCGCAUGCUUGGAGGUAUUUGUCCGCGAACCGACGGUCGACUGGUUGAGAGCAGCCCGGCAACGGACAGUCGAGAAAGCGGGGAGCGAACGUGCACCAGGUGGCGGUAGAGAUUGGAAUCCGCAGGUGCGUGUCAAUACGGUGCUACGGAAGCUGAGUGGAGCCAAUCCGAAGAAAUUGUUGGCGGAAGAGCUGCGGUUCGGUGUCAUCGCUCAAAAGCGAGAGUUUUUGGUCGGCUACCUAGCGCUGGUUAAUGCUUCCGCUCCAGUGAGCACGGAAAAGGUUGGCCGUGAGACCGUCCUUUCAACGGCGUUACAAACGGAGAUGCUUUUGGAAAUGGCCGUUGAUAGCAAGCUGCUGGGUAUUACGUUCGCGGGAUGGUAUCCUUGGUUCUAG
Messenger RNA from Anopheles maculipalpis, 12552 nucleotides. Its product is annotated as DNA-dependent protein kinase catalytic subunit-like. The record is from RefSeq and is a predicted model, not a curated record. Gene Ontology annotation, molecular function: DNA-dependent protein kinase activity; protein binding. Bases 13 to 12552 code for a protein of 4179 amino acids. Lineage: Eukaryota; Metazoa; Arthropoda; Insecta; Diptera; Culicidae. Gene Ontology annotation, cellular component: nucleus. The transcript is spliced from 3 exons. Gene Ontology annotation, biological process: telomere maintenance; intrinsic apoptotic signaling pathway in response to DNA damage; double-strand break repair via nonhomologous end joining.